AUGGAGUCUCCUCGCGAUCCACAAAGCUCCAGGCCUGUUCAUACUUCGGCAGGAAAACUGGAGAGUGGCGGUUCACCCACAGCAGCUGCGAAUGGUCAGAAUGGUUCUCCUGUCGACAAUAAGCGUAGAUUAGGAGAGAAAGAGGAUACAUCAAAAGCUGCUGAAGACCGCUCCGGUCCCAAACGCAGGCGAGUUCAAGAACGACAUCAAAAGCGACGACCGGGCCGAUCGCCGCACUCUGUCUAUUCCCGGCGGGACGCAGAUGAAAUCGCACAUUCCCCAAAUCGGAACGAGCAGUCGCGUAGAUCGCCAUCUCCCCUACCUCCGCGUCGUUCACCUACACCGGAAGCACAGGCGCGGCAGCGGAAACGACCGGGCGGUGGCGCACGUCGGGGCCUCGUGGAUCCUGAAACUAUCCGCAGGAGACAAGAAGAACGCGAACGCGCUCAGGAAAAUGAUGCUAUGCGCUACUCCUUGAGUCGAGGCGUUACAGAUAUCGUUCGCCAACAUUACAAUGCCGUGCCUCAGCGCGGCAGGGAAUGGCGCAAAACCGAGAGUAAAAUCAAGGGGCUGCGCAGCUAUAACAAUUGGGUCAAGAGUACCCUUAUUCAAAAGUACUCGCCAGAUGAGGAGUUUGUCUCUCGGACUGUUGAUACCAAGGACUGGGCUAAUGAUGCUGCACUGCCACCCGUGGAUGAGAAACGACUGCUGGUAAUCGACUUAGGUUGUGGUAAAGGCGGGGACUUGGGCAAAUGGCAGUUGGCGCCACAGCCUAUCGAUCUCUACGUUGGCCUUGACCCUGCCGAGAUCUCUAUUGACCAGGCACGGGACCGCUACGCCCAAAUGAGAACUGGACGUGGACCUCGUCAACGUCGUGGUCCCAUUUUCCAUGCAGAAUUCGCACCGAAAGAUUGCUUUGGUGAAUGGCUGGGGGAUGUUCCCAUUGUGCAGCAGGUAGGAAUCGAAGCCAACGUAGGCCCUGGCGGUUCUCUCAUGGCCUCGCGAUGGGGUGGUGGUGGAUUCGAUGUUGUCGCAUCCAUGUUCACGAUCCAUUAUGCUUUCGAAAGUGAGGUCAAGGCAAGACAGAUGCUACGUAAUGUUGCUGGAUGUUUGAAGAAGGGCGGGCGUUUCCUCGGAGUCUGUCCGAACUCGGAUGUCAUCAGCGCAAAAGUCGCCGAGUUCCACGCAAAGCGGAAGGAGAGUGAGGCUGAAAAGAAGAAAGAAGCUGCAGAGCCUGAAGACGGAGAAGUUGAAGAAGACAUCAAGAAGGCGGAAUGGGGGAACCCCAUAUACCGUGUGCGCUUCCUUGAGGCUACUCCUGAAGAUGGAGUUUUCCGGCCGCCUUUUGGGUGGAAGUACAAUUACUUCAUGGAAGAAGCUGUCGAAGAGAUCCCAGAGUAUGUCGUACCAUGGGAAGCUUUCCGAGCCUUGACUGAAGAAUACAAUUUGGAACUUCAAUAUCGAAAGCCGUUUCUCGACGUGUGGAAGGAAGAGAAGAAUGACUCUGAACUUGGCCCGUUGAGCGAGCGGAUGGGAGUCCGUGAUAGGGCUACCGGUGAGCUUUUGAUGACAGAAGAGGAGAAGGAAGCAGCAAGCUUCUACCAUGCAUUUUGCUUCUACAAAGUCUAGGACGCUGCCCGUCGCAGGCUUGUGUUUCCACUAUCUUUGCGCCUCACUAGAGUACAUAUACCGGUUCCGUUCGCACAUUUCAAUUUUAUCUCACUCAUUUCUAGCUC
Molecule: messenger RNA, 1736 nt
Organism: Aspergillus nidulans FGSC A4
Lineage: Eukaryota; Fungi; Ascomycota; Eurotiomycetes; Eurotiales; Aspergillaceae
Gene: abd1
Product: mRNA (guanine-N7)-methyltransferase
Exons: 3
Coding region: 1-1629 (542 amino acids)
Biological process (GO): S-adenosylmethionine metabolic process; 7-methylguanosine mRNA capping; RNA 5'-cap (guanine-N7)-methylation
Cellular component (GO): nucleus
Molecular function (GO): RNA binding; mRNA 5'-cap (guanine-N7-)-methyltransferase activity
Source: RefSeq, a predicted model, not a curated record